Lodderomyces elongisporus is the source of this 1263-nucleotide messenger RNA. RefSeq lists its product as uncharacterized. The record is from RefSeq and is a predicted model, not a curated record. The transcript has 2 exons. The coding region runs from base 1 to 1263 and encodes 420 amino acids. Lineage: Eukaryota; Fungi; Ascomycota; Pichiomycetes; Serinales; Debaryomycetaceae.
AUGCAGAUUAGGUUCAAAUUUGGAAUGGAUAAAUUUUUUACAUUGGACUUGGUUUUAAACAACCCUUUUUGGCAAAUCAAAUUCAAUGAAGACGAGAAACUUAGAGGUGUUGACAACUAUUACGAGUGGCUCGAAAUCUUCAAGUUUAAAAUGAAUGUGGUCCCUGAAUUACGAUCUUACCUUGUUGAUGGUGAUUCUAGUAUCCGUAAGGAUUAUGAUGAGGACACUAGGCUAAAAUUUAUCGAGUUAUCGGAAAGAAUUAUUACCAGGGCCAUUGGGGAUGGGGUGGCAGAAAACCCGAGACAAAUAGUUUGUGAGUUUAAUGGUUCUGGUAGACUAUUAUUUUAUCAUUUAAAGAAAACAUAUUUCAAUAUUUGGACAGCUUUCACAAUUGUUUGUGAUUACGAAGAGCUUAACUGGAAGAAAAAGGAAGAACGGGUUCUCCACGACUUUAUGAACUCUUCCCACAGAAUCAUGAGGAUAACAGAUAGUCACGGUUUUGAUUUUUACAUGGCUGUGAAAUUUUUAGCAGACUUGAAAAGAGGCGGUAUACCAGAUUCCAUGACUAAACAAGUUAUUGAUCACUAUCACUCUCGGUAUGGAUCGGGACCGGAGAACUUCACGGUGACCAAUAUUAUCGCAAUCAUUGAACAAGUUAUUAGAUACGACUUCAAGUUCGUUAAGGAAGAUGAGGAUAAGGACCAAUCUAAACUUUCUGAUUCUAGGAACGACAUUGACUCUCAUUCAUCCUAUGAAAGAGCAAACAAAACAAACAAAAGAAAGAGACCAAGAAUAGAUCAUGAUAGAUUUUCUGACGCAGAGCUGGUGGCAAAGAUCAAAAAGAAUGAGAAAAUUACCACGGAAAAGAAAACAAGUGUAAAAAGAAUGCCUCCUCAUAACAACGGUAAAGCAUUAAUCAAGAAAAACCUUGAUGUUGAGGAGAUUUUCUUUUCCAAUGUUGCAGAUGUGCACAUGGUUGUUAAUAGAAAAUUGCUUACUGAUUUUAAAAAGUGCAAAGAGAGAAUACAUGGGUAUGGAGGCUUUAAUGCAUUGGUGUUGGGUAAAGGUAAAGUCAGAGUUGCGUUGGCAAACAACCAAUAUGCUACCUUAAAUGAGGUGUUUUACGUUCCAGAAGCACGUAUAAAUCAGAUAUCAAUCCCUAAAGUAACUAGUAAGGGAUCACGGCUCAAGAUUGCGGGCAAUUUUGUUUGCGACGCAGAAACAGGUGAAGUUUUAGGUAAAAAGGGUACAGUUCUAAAUUAG